Molecule: messenger RNA, 1839 nt
Organism: Adineta ricciae
Lineage: Eukaryota; Metazoa; Rotifera; Eurotatoria; Adinetida; Adinetidae
Source: the annotation of a GenBank genome assembly
AUGGAUCACUAUAUCGUGUGGGUUUUGACCAUACUUAUGAUUGGUGAAGUGAAAGCUGUAUCAUACAACCAGCCAAAAUUCUGUCCAAAUGCGACGUGGAAUCCCAAUGCUACUACAUUUGCCGCCGUCAAUAUUGUUGGUUUGUCUCCUUAUUCUCUCUUCGUUGACACCAAUGAUAUUGUUGUCACAGUGAAUCGGCAUAAAAAUCAAACUCUUAUCUGGGCGAAUGGAAGUGUCAAUCCAACUACUAUUCUUCCCACGAUCUUCUCGGAUAAUUGGAGUGUGUUUAUAACAGAUACGAAUGACAUUUACAUUGAUAUCAACUACAACUCCGUCAACUAUCGAGUAGAGAAAUGGGGAUUGAAUGGAACGCAAUCCUCGACAAAUAUCACUGUUUCUGGAGAAUGUGGUGGUCUCUUCGUUGACAUCAAUAAUACUCUCUACUGUUCGAUGUAUUAUGUUUAUAAAGUCAUUAGUCGAUCAUUAAAUAGUUCAACUAACAGUUCCAUCACUGUCGCAGGUGAUGGUAAUUCUGGAUCUACGUCGACGAGACUGAAUAGACCUAGUGGAAUCUUUGUCACAGUCAAUUUUAAGUUAUAUGUGGCUGAUUACGGCAACAGUAGAAUUCAAUCCUUUGAACCAGGAAACUUGACCGGAACAACCGUGUCUGUCAAUGUAUUGACAUCACCCAACACACUCAAUGGUCCAACAGGAGUUGUAAUGGAUGCUGAUAACAAUCUAUUUAUUCUCGACAGUUCCAACAAUCGUAUUGUUGGUUCAAGUGUGAAUGGUUUUCGAUGUAUAGUAGGUUGUUUGGGAACAAGCGGCUCAGCAUCCUAUCAAUUGAAUUCGGCGUGGUCUUUAAGUUUCGACAGUACUGGAAACAUUUUUGUAUCAGAUUCCGGUAACGGUCGUAUUCAGAAAUUUGCUUUAUCAAAAAAUGAUUGUAAUCAACCGACGACAACAAUAGCAGCAACUGAGUUAACAACAUCAGUCGCAACUACAACUGACCAGUCAUCAUCUACAAGCCAGCCGAGUUCAACAGAUGAAUGGACUUCAAUGUCGACCACAGGCCAAAUUCAAACCUCUCCGGAUUCAAUCACAUCAACAACUGUUCUCGGUCAAACAGGAUCAACAUCAACUACCACUAUGAAUUCAUCCAAUCUUCUCUUCAUUACAUCACCAUGUGCUGAUCAACAAUGGACAGGCGUCUAUUGUAAUGUUUCUAAUAGACCUUGUGACACGAUCAAUCCAUGUCGAAACAGUGGCAGUUGUUUUAAUGAUAAUACUACUGUUGAUACUUAUCUUUGUCAAUGUCUACAAGGAUUUGAUGGCUCCGAAUGUCAAAACGAUCGACGAAUAUGCAAGCUAAAUACAUGUUUCAAUAAUGGGCAAUGUAAUGAAACAUCCAACCAGACCUACGAAUGUUUAUGUGCAUAUGGUUGGGCAAAUGCACAUUGUGAGACUCAAAUCAAUUAUUGUGAAAAGAACAAGUGUAAGAACGGUGGUGUUUGUCGGUCGUUAUUUCUUAAUUACACAUGUGAUUGUCUUGGAACGAGUUACUCAGGUCGCCAUUGUGAAGUGGUCGGACAGGCAAUGAUUGCUCAUCAAAUAGCUGCCAAAUCGUUAGCAUACGUUGCUAUUAUAUUUAUCAUUGUUUCAGUGAUGUUCUUUAUUCUUAUGGACGCUUUAAAAUAUGUUUUAGGCAUCGACCUAGCAAAAGAAGAAACAGACAAAAUCAAAAAAGAAAAAAAAGCCAAGCGGAAAUCCACUCGAAGACAACCACCAGUGUUCCAAAAGUUCGUCUACGUUGAUUCGGCAACAAUCGCGGGUCAAUAA